UCCCCUCCAGUCUCACUCUCAUACUUUCGCUCGCUCAUAGCCCCCUCUCUCCGGUUCGGAUCAACAUAAGAGAAGGUGACGGGAUGAGGAGACAUGGAUUUUGCCGUGAGAUGCGGGGGGAAAGGUGAAAUUAACAACGCGUCGUUAUUUACGAUCCGUCAACCCGCUGAAGACCCCGAGUAAAGCACGACAGGGGAUGAAGAAUGAGUGAGCGCGGUGUUUGGUAAAGAGGCUCAGAUCCUUCCAGAAGGCCAAAUGGAGCAGGAUGUGGAGAGCCCUGUCACGGUCAGGCCACCACGGCUGCCCAAGCAGGUGCGGGACGACGUUCCCAAGCAGCUGCAGGACCCCGAGCGGGCCAAGCGGAAGAUCCAGCGCUACGUCCGCAAGGAUGGCAAGUGUAACGUGCAUCAUGGCAAUGUGCGGGAGACCUACCGGUACCUGACGGACAUCUUCACCACACUGGUGGACCUGAAGUGGAGGUUCAACCUUUUCAUCUUCGUGCUGGUGUACACGGUAACGUGGCUCUUUUUUGGUCUCAUGUGGUGGUUGAUCGCCUACACACGUGGCGACCUGGACCACAUAGGGGAUGAUGCGUGGACGCCGUGCGUCAACAACCUGGAGGGCUUCGUCUCAGCAUUCUUGUUCUCUAUUGAGACAGAGACGACCAUUGGCUAUGGCUAUCGCGUGAUCACGGACAAGUGUCCAGAGGGUAUUGUGCUGCUCCUGGUGCAGUCGGUGUUGGGCUCUAUAGUGAAUGCCUUCAUGGUGGGCUGCAUGUUCGUGAAGAUCUCGCAGCCCAAGAAGCGGGCGGAAACGCUUGUCUUCUCCACCAAUGCCGUCAUCUCCAUGCGGGACGGGCGCCUGUGCCUCAUGUUCCGUGUGGGGGACCUGAGGAACUCGCACAUCGUGGAGGCCUCUAUCCGAGCCAAGCUGAUCAAGUCCAAACAGACCAAGGAGGGGGAGUUCAUCCCCCUCAACCAGACGGACAUGAACGUGGGCUAUGACACCGGCGAUGACCGCCUCUUCCUGGUGUCGCCGCUCAUCAUCUGCCAUGAGAUCAACCAGCACAGUCCCUUUUGGGAGAUCUCCAAAGCCAACCUGGCCAAGGAGGAGCUGGAGAUAGUGGUGAUCCUAGAAGGCAUGGUGGAGGCCACAGGCAUGACGUGCCAGGCCCGCAGCUCGUACGUGGCCAGCGAGAUCAAGUGGGGCUACCGCUUCACGCCCGUGCUCACGCUGGAGGACGGUUUCUACGAGGUGGACUACAACAGCUUCCACGAGAUCUACGAGACCAACACGCCCAGCUGCAGUGCCCGCGAGCUGGCCGAGAUGAGCGCGCGCUCACGCCUGCCGCUCACCUGGUCCGUGGCGAGCAGACUGAGCCAGCAGGGCCUGUUGGACCCGGGCGACGGCGGCCUGGAGACGGAUCGGGCCGAGGGGAAGGGCAACGGCGGCGUGGGGGAUGACGGCAUGCGGGAGCAGGCUGAGCGGAACGGGGACAUCGCCAACAUGGAAAACGAGUCCAAAGUCUAGAGCGGGGAGUGCAGGCCGAGCGGAGAACGCCUCCUCCCUGGCUCUCGCUCGAUCUCUUCCACACCCUGUGUCUCUCUGAAGCACGCACACUCACAAGCUCCUGCUUUGCCUCUUUCUGCCUCCUGCUCCCUCACACAUGCAUACACGCACUAUCUCUGUCUCGUUCUCUCUGCCUCUCUCACAGGGUCUCUGUCUGUCUAAGGCUUGCACUCUCUCUGCCUUCCUCUCCGUCUCUGUCCUGCGUAGCCGGACACAGGUCUGAGAGCAGCUCAGGAAAGAGCCCAAAAAGCUUGUGCUGGAGCACAUGACCUCCUGCAGCACAGACCAGCCCCUCCCCCUCUGCUCCCUCCCCUGCCCCAAAGAGACUUAAGUCAGAUGGCUCAGAGGCUUGGGCAACUGCAUGGUUUCAAAGAAUCUUUUUCUUAAAGAUAAAAAAAAUAUAUAUUAUUUUCAGAUUUUUAAUUAAAAGAUUAAAACCUAUAUAUGUAUAUGAAUAUAUAUAGAUAUAUUCUAGGGCAUUUGCAUUUGUAUUUUUUGUACAUAUUUCAAUAAUUGUUUGAGAUGAGUGAAUAUUUGACUGGAGGUUGUUUGAUACUGUAAUGAUUUGGACUGGAUCUGUAUAUUUUGCCUUUUGGAAGAGGAUUUCUUUACCUUUUGGGU
Electrophorus electricus (electric eel) is the source of this 2190-nucleotide messenger RNA. RefSeq names its product potassium inwardly rectifying channel subfamily J member 6 (gene kcnj6). Gene Ontology annotation, biological process: regulation of monoatomic ion transmembrane transport; potassium ion import across plasma membrane. NCBI's taxonomy places the organism in Eukaryota, Metazoa, Chordata, Actinopteri, Gymnotiformes, Gymnotidae. The record is from RefSeq and is a predicted model, not a curated record. Gene Ontology annotation, molecular function: G-protein activated inward rectifier potassium channel activity. Gene Ontology annotation, cellular component: plasma membrane.